Messenger RNA from Harpegnathos saltator (Jerdon's jumping ant), 2826 nucleotides. RefSeq names its product ribosomal protein S6 kinase delta-1. Gene Ontology annotation, molecular function: phosphatidylinositol binding; protein kinase activity; ATP binding. The transcript has 6 exons. Bases 311 to 2704 code for a protein of 797 amino acids. NCBI's taxonomy places the organism in Eukaryota, Metazoa, Arthropoda, Insecta, Hymenoptera, Formicidae. Gene Ontology annotation, biological process: protein phosphorylation. The record is from RefSeq and is a predicted model, not a curated record.
ACUGUUUAUGAUUAAAUUUGUGACAGUUGGUGACAGCUAGUAGUUAGUGCCGUUUUACGUGAUAUUAUAUAGAUAUGUUAUAAAUUUCUUAAAAAUGCUAACAGUAAAAUAAUGUAUUUCUCUCAAGAAUAUUAAUGAAAAAACACCAGCAUAUCAGUUCUAUACGCAUAAUUUGUGUGUAUAAUAUGUACGGUGAACGAGAAGACCAACAUAAAAAUAAAGAUGAUUUUCAGUCAUUUGACACGAUUAUGACAGACGAGGAAUUUCAGUAUUGUUAAAACAAUAAGAAUCUCAUUAAUCAAUAUAAGCAAUGGCACCCGCAAAAGACAAGUGGAUUAGACGUUUUAUAAUUCCUGAGACAGCAAGACAUAAGAAAGGCUUUACAAUUUACAAAGUCACUUCUAUGGUGUUCCUGAAUUCUUCUCAUGAAGAAAUAUCUAAAGUUUCUGUGUGGAAGCGUUACAAUGAUUUCAAGAAGCUUCACUCAGAACUUAGUAAUUUACACAAACAUUUAGGAAUAAAAGAAAGCUUCCCUACUUUCCCUAAAUCAAGAUAUUUUGGCAGAUUUGAAGCUGAAGUUGUAGAAGAAAGGAGGAAAUAUGCCCUUAAAUUUUUGGAAUUUAUAGGACAAUACUCGUACUUAUAUUCCAGUGAUAUUUUUAUAACAUUUUUUGAAACUAGUCACGUGGAUAAUUGCAACAGUGAUUGUGCACAUUCCAUAAGCUCUGAUACAUCAGAAGAUGAUCGUAUUGUUGCUUUGAAUAAUUCUGUGCUGACAGAUGAUACUAUAGCACAAAGUACUUUUCAAGUGCCAUAUCUUUCUAAAACAUCUAAUAAUGUUCUAACAAACACAUAUUCUACACUGUCAAAUAUUUGUACAAAUGAGAAUGAAUGUGCAGUAUCUCACAGAAAAAGUGAAUCUCACAGCACCACUAAUUUACAAAAAGCAAGUAUUACACGAGAUGAAGAAAAUAAUAAAAUGACAAAGCAGUAUAUACAAGAUACCACUAAUCAAGACUGUGAUGUGCAUAUUAGAAACACAAAUCUUGACAGAAAUCACAAAGUAACACUACAUGAUGAGUCAGGGUUUGACUGUCUAAAUAAUAAUAUUAGUAAAAAUCUUUCAAAUUGUAACACUGCUCAUUCUACGUAUUCCAUGACACAGGCAGACUCUGCACAAUAUAUUUUAAUAGCUGCUGGCCAUAUGAGUGCAGCUUUCAAGCAUGAAUCUAUAGCAGAAUAUAAAGAAGCUUUUACACAGUACAAAUUGGGAAUAUCAUCUCUUAUAACUGGUGUACAGCUUGAUCCAGACAGUACAAGAGUAGCGAAUAUAAAAGAAAAAAUAUCAAAAUAUUUAGCACAGGCUGAGCAAUUAUAUAAUAAGCAUUUAAAUUGCAAUAUUUCAUUAAUAAGUAAACCUGUGUCAGAACUCCAAUAUUAUAAAAUACUUAAAAUAAUGAAAUCAGUAAUGCUUGCAACAGACAUGCGUAUAAAUUGUAGCAGAAUCAUAAAGUCUAUAGAAAAAUCUUCUGUUCAUGAGGAUAACAUAAAUAAUUAUGUAUUACGUGAACGAGUGCCAUACAUGGUAGAGUUGUAUUCAUGUGUAGAAACUGAGACUGCUGUAUUUCUGAUCCUGCAAUAUGCUAAUUGUGGAAGAUUAUGGGAUUUCAUUAAAUUACGUUAUAAACCACCCAAUAAUUUGAUCCUAAAUCACAUAUGUACAAAUAAUUAUGUCAACAAACUUGAUAGUAACGAAAAUACUCACGAACUCAAGAAAACUGAUAAAGUUAUAGAAAGUGAUAUAUCACAGGGUAAAGAUCAUAUAUGCUCGAUAGAUGAACAAAAUGAGAUCUAUAGCAUGGAGGUACCAACCGUACAAUUGUUAGAAAAAUCACAAAAAUUGUUACAAUCCGUUAAUGCGACAUUAAGAAGAAGCAAUUCCAUUGCUAGUCGAUUAAACAAAUCUAAGGAAUUGAGAUACUCGGGAAAUGCAUCAUCACUGAAUGCAAAAAUUAUUGCUCAGAUAUCGCGGGAUUCAGAUCUUAAAAGAAAUAACGAUAUCGGAAGUACUUCUGUUGAUACAAAUGCUUUAAAUAUCAAUUGUACCAUUAAUGUAAAUAAUCAUUUAACAUCAAAUAACGACCGCAACAUUUAUGAGACACAAUAUCCGCAUCUAUACAAAGAAAAUAAUGCUGAUGACGACCAAGAACUUUGGCAAGUACCUGAGACUGUGGUCCGAUCAUGGGCAGCUGAAAUUCUUUUAGCCCUGGAAGUGCUUCACCAACAAGGUGUCUUUAUUUUCGAUUUCAAACCUGAUAAUAUUCUUAUCGACGAUAUGGGACAUGUGCAGCUCACUUAUAUCAUACCACAACACAAUGUGGAAUUAUCAAAACUGACAUACCCAUAUUCGUCUCCAGAGUCGGCAACAUUUUCCCCGACCAUUUUUGUUACGUCUGCCACAGAUAUUUGGAGCUUUGGAGUUAUUUUAUACGAGUUACUUACCGGCAUUACGUUUGCUGUUAAACAUCCUGGAUUAUUUCACUCACAUUCCGCAAUUAGUAUUCCUAGCAAGCUAUCAGAAAAUGCGAGAACUUUGUUAUAUGGCAUUCUAAAGUAUCAUCCGGACGAACGAUUAACGAUAAGCGAAAUAAAGCGUCAUCCAUUUUUUGCAGUAAUUGAUUGGUCCAGUAUGGUCAAUUCUUAAAUCUAAUAUUUAUACUGUUAGACAAAUAACAAAUUCGGCUUAACUGUUAAUAAUUGCGUAAGUGUUUAUUAUUGUACAGUCAGAAUCAUAUUAAUUUAUAUAAUACAAACUGAAAAUAUAUC